This is a messenger RNA of Schistosoma turkestanicum, 906 nucleotides long. NCBI's taxonomy places the organism in Eukaryota, Metazoa, Platyhelminthes, Trematoda, Strigeidida, Schistosomatidae. The record is from the annotation of a GenBank genome assembly.
AUGAUCGGUUGGAAUUCUUCUGAAAACAAUGCUUAUAUUAACGGUAUGAAAUUAAAUGAUAAAGGUGAAGUCAUUUUAAAACGUCGUGAACAUUCAAAUACGAAAAGUUUAAAUUAUCUAUUUACUGAAUUCCUUCAAAAUACAACUGUUUAUAUUUAUGUAAUAACAUUUCUAUUUUUCGGUCUUUUUUGCCUUUCGGUAUUAUUCUUUCUAAGUUAUGAAAUUAUCAGUAAUUUGGUUAUUUUUAUAUUGAACACUUUGAAUAUCUAUGUUACGAGUGAUCAUGAAUUGUCAACACGUAGUGUGGAUUCAAAAAAGGAAGUUCUAUUUUCAACUGUCGCCAUUUUAUUCAUGAUAUAUACAAUCUAUUGGUUUUAUGAUUGGGAUUCAGAAAACCAUGGUGCUCAUCCAAGACAAUUUAUACGUUAUUUAAAAAUAUGGGAAUUGUUAGCCGAUUACUUUCCAAUACAUUUAGUGAUUAGUAAAGAGUUUAUAAAAUUCACUGAAAUUCAUAAUCCAAUCAAGCAAUGUUCACAUGCCAUGAAUUUUAUUGCCAAUAAAUAUACUAUUAAUGAUGGCGAUUAUGAAAACGAUGAUAGUUUUGACAAUGAAAUGACUGAAAGAUCUUUUAUUAAACAUGGUUUACCUACAGAUGUCAAUUAUUUAGUUGGAUUUCAUCCUCAUGGAAUACUGGCUACAGGAGCAUUCAUUAACUUUGCUACAGAAGCUACUGGUUUUUCAAAAAUCUUUCCUAGUUUCAAGCCAUUUCUGGCUAUAUUAAAAGCCCAUUUCAUAGCACCGGUUUAUCGGGAUUUACUGAUGUCAUUCGGUAAGCAGUUUUUGGUUGACAACCCUAACUGUUUUAUAUUUUAUGUGUCUACGAUGAUUGUCUGGAGCAAUACUUAA